Molecule: messenger RNA, 1258 nt
Organism: Linum tenue
Lineage: Eukaryota; Viridiplantae; Streptophyta; Magnoliopsida; Malpighiales; Linaceae
Source: the annotation of a GenBank genome assembly
ACUUAAUUAACAAUUGUACCAAGUUUUGCUCUACAAGAGAAAGCGGUACGCAAUCUGCCUUUGGCUAGUAUUUUUUUUUUCCCCUUCAAAAGAAAACAACCCUUCUGCUCCGUUCCCACCCCAACUUGCCAUUCCGUGUUUCUUUCUUUCCUUCUCUCUCUCUUCCCCUCUGCCGCUGCCUGUUGGUUAUUACCCCAAGUGGUUUCUUUCCUCUCAUAUGAAAGUUUGGCAUUUUCUUCGAUUGACACGAAUUGUUGGUGGACAAAGACGAUCUAGUUGCUUGGUUCGGAGCUGAUGGGGCGGCUUUUUGUGGUGAACCUUGAAGGGAAGAUCUAUAGUUGCAAGCACUGCAGAACCCAUCUUGCUCUUUGUGAAGAUAUUGUGUCAAAGUCUUUCCACUCCAGGCAUGGGAAAGCUUAUCUCUUCAGUAAGGUUAGACUUUUACAUGUUGCAGAGUGAAUGUCACUAUGGGAGAGAAAGAGGAGAGAAUGAUGAUGACCGGGAGGCAUACUGUUGUUGACAUCUUCUGUGUUGGGUGUGGAUCAAUUGUGGGUUGGAAAUAUGAGACCGCCCACGAAAAGGCACAGAAGUACAAGGAAGGAAAAUCUGUCCUCGAGCGGUUUAAGGUGUCUGGCCCUGAUGGAAGCAGUUACUGGGCCAAUCAUGAAGUUUCGCAGCAUGUCGGCGGGAGUGAUGCUGAUGAUGUUUGAUAGUAUGCUGUCUUAACCAUCUGUUACCAAUUGUACAUUCCUAUCUCCCUCCUAAUUUCCUCAUUGUAACUCCUGCAAGAAUUAAACCAACCUGCACAUUCAAACAACUCUGGGGAACUUGAUGUCAGAUAGCUUGGGUGCCAAGAAAACAUUGGAUUGUUGAUUCAUGAUGUAUUAUUAGUUCUUGUCCUUUCCUCAUUUAAAUGUGAAUAUUAUGAUAUUUCAUUUCUGAAUCCCUGAAACCGUCUUAUCUUGUAUUUGUGUUGAUGAUCAUGUUCAUGUACAGGUUUAGCCAUGUCAUUUACACAAUGCAGCACAUGCACAGCUAAUAGCAGCAGUGUCAUGCUACAAGGCAAUUCAAAAAACAAUUGAAUGUUGGACUAAUAAACUAUUAAAAUACUUUUUAAUAUAUGGGGUGAUGUAAAGUUACUUAAAAUUUCAAAUGUAAAACAAAAAAUGUUAGAGUGGAUAUUAUUUAAACUAAUUAAUAUUAUUUUCUAAACUAAUUUAGUUAUAACUAAUAUAAAAUGAAAGAAACUACAUUUUCU